This is a messenger RNA of Tachysurus fulvidraco (yellow catfish), 1962 nucleotides long. It is a transcript of the gene gnb5b, whose product is annotated as guanine nucleotide binding protein (G protein), beta 5b. Lineage: Eukaryota; Metazoa; Chordata; Actinopteri; Siluriformes; Bagridae. The transcript is spliced from 12 exons. The record is from RefSeq and is a predicted model, not a curated record. Gene Ontology annotation, molecular function: signaling receptor complex adaptor activity; protein binding. Gene Ontology annotation, biological process: G protein-coupled dopamine receptor signaling pathway; G protein-coupled receptor signaling pathway. Bases 391 to 1740 code for a protein of 449 amino acids. Gene Ontology annotation, cellular component: cytoplasm; heterotrimeric G-protein complex.
UGCUUACACACACACACACACACACACACACACACACACACACACACACACACACGCUCACUUAUCAGGUAAGCUAACACUUUAUGAUCAAUAAUUUAAACUGAUAUUGUGUUGAUUCUAUCUUAAAGUGUGGCUGUUUUUUGAAGCGUAAUACAGAAUAACACAUUCAUCAAAUUCUAAUUAUUAUUGUGAGUUAUUUCUCUAAGUUUCUUAAAUAAAAAUGCUAAAUAUUCCAGCCUGUCUUUUCAAGGUACUGUAGCAAAGCUGUUAAUAAUGAGUAAUAAAAGUCUAAUAAUAAAGUAAUUCUAGCCACCGGUGUUGUAUCUGUGGUCGGUGUUUUAUAGAGAAACUGUAGAGCUGAAACGAGUCGUAGCUUCUUCGUGUAGUUUAAUGCUAACGUUAAUUAGAAGGGCAUCAGGUGAAAGAGUUGUUCCAGAUUUGUAUAUUUUGUGUGUGUGUGUGUGUGUGUGUGUGUGUGUGUGUGUGUGUGUGUGUGUGUGUGUGUGUGUGUGUGAGAGAGAGAGAGAGAGACAGGACUGCCCCCUCAGCAUCAUGUGUGAUCAGACGUUUUUAGCGAUCACCUUCGGGGCCUGUGACAACUGCAGCAUAAACAAACCUCUGAUGAACAUCUACCUGCACAAUGAGCCAGUUAACUACUGCUCACUGUGUGUGGAGAAGAUGGCGUGUCAUGGUCUGGGGAAGGGAGAGAGUGUGGCAUCACUAAAGGUUGAAGCGGAGAGUUUAAAGGUGAAACUGGAGCAGGAACGAGCCAAACUGCACGAUGCAGAGUUGAAUCAGGUGGCAGAGAAAGUUGAAGCUCUGGGUGCGUUUACACUGAAGAGCCGCCGCACACUGAAGGGUCACAGUAAUAAAGUGCUGUGUAUGGACUGGUGCAGUGAUAAGAGACGCAUCAUCAGCUCCUCACAGGACGGGAAGGUCAUCAUCUGGGAUGCGUUUACCACAAAUAAGGAGCACGCUAUCACCAUGCCCUGUACCUGGGUGUUAGCGUGUGCAUACGCUCCCUCUGGCUGUGUGGUAGCGUGUGGUGGGUUGGAUAAUAAAUGCUCUGUCUAUCCUCUGUCUCUGGAUAAGAGUGAGAAUUUAGCAGCAAAGAGGAAACCGGUGGCUGUUCACACCAACUACCUCUCAUCCUGCAGCUUCACCAACUCUGAUAUGCAGAUCCUGACCUCUAGCGGUGAUGGUACAUGUGCAUUAUGGGAUGUAGAGAGCGGGCAGCUGCUGCAGAGUUUCCAUGGUCACUCAGCUGAUGUGCUCUCACUGGACCUGUCUCCAUCUGAGACUGGAAACACCUUCGUAUCUGGAGGUUGUGAUAAGAAGGCUAAUGUGUGGGACAUGCGUUCGGGCCAGAACAUCCAGUCCUUUGACAUUCACGAGUCAGACAUCAAUGCUGUAAAGUACUACCCGAGUGGUGAUGCUUUCGCCACGGCGUCUGACGAUGCUACUUGCCGUCUGUAUGACCUGAGGGCCGACCGUGAAGUGGCCGUCUUCUCUAAAGAGAGCGUCAUCUUUGGUGCCUCCAGUGUGGACUUCUCACUUAGUGGGCGUCUCCUGUUUGCUGGCUAUAACGACUACACUAUAAACAUAUGGGACGUGUUAAAGGGAACCCGGGCAGCGAUCCUGUACGCUCACGAGAACCGGGUCAGUAAGGUCCGGGUGUCACCUGACGGUACCGCGUUCUGCUCGGCAUCGUGGGACAACACGCUGAAGAUCUGGGCUUGAUUCGAGUCCUCAGGGAGUUUUGGAGCUUAAGAUGGAUUCAGAAGUGACACUUUUAUUUCUAACCCUUUUAUGUUUUGUCAUCAUUGAAAAAAGGUUGAUGGAGAAGUAAAGUAUUAAAAAAUAUAAAGUAUUAAGACGUUUAUAAAUACUAAACAUUAGCAUGAUGUAGUCAUGAAGUAAUCAUGAAAGUGUGGAACUGAGUAAUAAAGUGAUUCAGUCAUG